Mucor mucedo is the source of this 1134-nucleotide messenger RNA. RefSeq lists its product as uncharacterized. The coding region runs from base 82 to 1134 and encodes 350 amino acids. Lineage: Eukaryota; Fungi; Mucoromycota; Mucoromycetes; Mucorales; Mucoraceae. The transcript is spliced from 4 exons. The record is from RefSeq and is a predicted model, not a curated record.
UUUUAUUAUUAAAAAAUCAACCCUAGCAAUCCCUCUUAUCAAGCUCGUGACUUGCAAGAACAAAUCGAAUCAUUGAAAGAAAUGGUUGAUUCCUUAAAAACAGCGAUCAACACUCUCACUGAAACCAUCAGCAAGAUUCCCCAAGUAGUAACUAUGGCCGUAUCUGUUGCUCUCUCAAAUGGCAACCGUGAAGCCAUGUCAACCAAAAGGACUACAAUCACUGGAUCGAACAUUGUUCAUGCAUUACAGAGCAAAAAAACGACGAACGCAGGUUCAGGGAGUGCAUUGCAAGAGCCAUCCGAUACAAUGAUGCGCAAGAUCGGGCUCAUGGUAUCCAUGGAGGAGACGGAGAAAUACUUCAGGAGCCUUGCCAACGAAGAUGAUUUCGACUUGCUUAAUCAGGAGAAAAGAGAUGCAAUGUUCAAGAAGAAGGCUGAGUUGGCGUACAACAAUACGUUCCAUAUUACGGGUACCUUUUUGAGUGUAUAUUUUGCGAGUAAUUACGGAGUUGAUGGUUACUGUUGGUCAGACCUUAAAAAGCUUCAAAAGCAGCAAACCGUUCUCUAUACUCUUGAGCGUAUACUCUACAAUUGGAAUUGUUACGACGGCCAGCCUGGUAUUCCAACGGGGUCGGGAAGAAUGUUUGACCUGACUGUCAGUAGUCCUGUCGUACCUACUCAUCUGGCAAUAAAUAAUUGGAUUUCUAAAAACAUGGUGAUUUACUCCUUGGGAAAUGCCAAAAAGACUCCAGAUGGAUUGCAAAGUUCUUUAUCCAUGACCAGCUACCUGGACCGGCUUUGUAUGGAAUCAGUUCGUCAGACUGGAUCUCACGAAACCCAACAGGAUGAAGAGGAGGAGCAGGCCUGUCAAGACAUGGAUCACCGAAUGUCAGAUAGAUCGGAAGAACAACAGCCAUCGACCGAGUUCCCUCCAUUUUUUAUCGCAGAUGAUGUUGUCUCCUCCUAUCCUCUUCCCCGGCCCUUAUCUUCCCCUCCAGCACUCUCUAUCUCUUUGCCACGCGCUCGACUUUCUCCAUCCUCGUCAUGUUCUGAUUCUGAAGCUCGAAAGAAAGCCAAAAGAAGAUCAGAACGUGAUGGGUUGAUACUGCCCAAUCGUAGUCGUAGCGGGAGAUAG